AUGGAAGCUAUCAACGGUCAUAACAAGGCCUGCUGCAACGUUCCACCUGUUGUCUGCUCUGGCUAUGUGGCCAAAGGCUCGUACAGCCAGCUCGGAGGAUUGAAGACUUAUGCAAUCGGGCCCGAGAACGCUACUAAGGGAAUUGUAAUCAUUUCCGACAUCUUCGGAUAUUCCGACCAGGCGCUUCAGGGUGCCGAUAUCCUCGCGACCAGUCAUCGUCACCAGCAUAAGGUUUUCAUUCCGGAUUGGUUUGACAGCAGCCCCUGUCCCCCGGAAUGGUUCUCACCUAAUACCGAGCAAAAGCAAAAGGAUUUAGGUGCAUGGUUUGGUACUGCCGCUGCUUUGCCCCAAUAUGUUGCGGCCCUCAAGGCUGCCAACCCAUCCAUUGAGUCGUGGGCUCUUGUUGGCUUCUGCUGGGGUGGUAAAGUUGCCGAAAUAAUCACCUCCAACGAAGAAAUCCCCUUCGCGAUUGCUGCUAUCUGCCACCCUGCUAUGAUCGACCCAUCUGAGGCAGAAAAUAUCUCGAUUCCAUUCAUGCUUCUGGCAGCUAGUAAAGACCCUACUGAAGAUAUGAAGAAGUUUAAGAGUCAGUUGAAGAUACCCCAUCACAUAGAGAUCUUUACAGACCAAGUCCAUGAUUGGAUGGCGGCUCGGACUAAUUUAUCUAACUCUCAUAUUCGUAACGAAUAUACCCGUAGAUACAAGACCGUUUCGGACGUUUUCGAGAAGCACUAG
This is a messenger RNA of Penicillium brevicompactum, 735 nucleotides long. Its product is annotated as dienelactone hydrolase family protein. Lineage: Eukaryota; Fungi; Ascomycota; Eurotiomycetes; Eurotiales; Aspergillaceae. The transcript has 5 exons. Bases 1 to 735 code for a protein of 244 amino acids. The record is from RefSeq and is a predicted model, not a curated record. Gene Ontology annotation, molecular function: hydrolase activity.